Molecule: messenger RNA, 2193 nt
Organism: Salvelinus fontinalis (brook trout)
Lineage: Eukaryota; Metazoa; Chordata; Actinopteri; Salmoniformes; Salmonidae
Product: probable serpin E3
Exons: 7
Coding region: 610-1866 (418 amino acids)
Biological process (GO): negative regulation of endopeptidase activity
Molecular function (GO): serine-type endopeptidase inhibitor activity
Source: RefSeq, a predicted model, not a curated record
AUCAUUUAAAUGGCACAUUCCCAUAGUGUCUUCCAAUUGGAAGCGCUGACACAGCACUUUGUUGGUCAGCGUGUUGUUGUACUCGUUGGGACAUGGCUUUUGAUCACCACAACAAAAGGGCAAGCUGCUUGAAUAAAGGGGAACCGACUGUCUUUUGGGAAAUGUGUGCGAGUCUUUUUUUUCUCAGCUCGUUUUGGGAUUUGCUGGUUGGUGACAUGCCUCCCUCCGCCUGGCUCCUUAUAGUGCCGGACCCGGUUAGGGAGGUAGGAAUUCUAGCCGAGUCGAAUGGUACGGACAUCGCCGACAGAGACCGCAAACACGGAGCACUCCCGUUAAACACGGUCUUAUGACUGAGAACCCGCUCAAUCUGCUGGCUACUCAAGGAGCAGACAGGAGUAGCCUACAAACACCGGGAUAGGAGAGGGGGAACAUACGCGCACACAAGCUCUCCAGACGGAUAUUUGGCGAUAACUGCCUGGAAUUGGAACGGAAAACCAAAAUAAUUGUAGUCUUUCUCUGUACCUGUCUUCCAGUGACCCCAUCUCUGCGGACCCGCCAACUCUGACAUCAUCAGCUCUAUUUUACCUUUGACCCUGCACCUCCAAGGCCAUGUGUCGCCUGUCGAUGACCUCACUAUUCGUCUGCUUCUGGUUGGUGGGGAGGGGUCAGUGUGACGCUAGCUUUCAGGACUCCAUGGGAGAGCUGCACACAGAGUUCGCGGUCAGACUCUACCAAACGCUCACCGAGACGGAGAAUAACUCCAACCUGAUGGUGUCGCCGCUGAGCGUCUCGCUGUCCUUGGGACUUCUGCAGCUGGGCGCCCGCGGCAACACGCUGGCACAACUGGAGGCGGCACUGGGAUAUGACGUCAACGACAUGCAGGUGCAGGACUUCCUGUUGCGGUCGCAGGGGGACGUGGGUAACUCCAGUCACGGGGUGCGGCUCCAACAGGCCUGCGCCCUAUUCAUCCAGACCGGCGUCCAGCUCCUUCCUGUUUUUACCCAGCAUGCAGCAGCCCUGAGCAACAGCAGUCUGGUCCGAGCCAACUUCAGUCAGCCCAACCACACCCACAGCCAGCUGCAACAGUGGGGACGCAACCACGGAACCGGUGAGCUGCUCCAGUCCGGUGGCAGCGGGGGGCUGUUUGGGUCUGGCAAGGCCCAGGGAGAGGCCUCGUUGUGGGGCAAGCGGCUGCAGAUGGCCCUGGUCAACACAGUAAACUUCCGGGGAGUGUGGCAGAAACAUUUCCUCUUCACUGAUACCCAGAACCUUCCCUUCACCCUGUCGGACGGCAGCACUAUCAAGGUGCCCAUGAUGCACCAGGCCACAGAGGUCAACUUUGGUCAGUUCCGCACCCUGUCAGACCAGCGUUACACAGUCCUGGAGCUGCCGUACCUGGGCCACUUCUUCAGUCUGCUGGUGGCUCUGCCCAGUGACAGGAAGACACCUCUGUCCUCGCUGGAAUCCCAGAUAACCCCCCGCGCUGUGGCCACUUGGGACACUGGCCUCCGCAGAACCAAGAUGGAUGUCUUCCUCCCCAGGUUUAAAAUGCAGAAUAGGUUCAACCUGAGGUCGGUUUUGCCGUCAAUGGGGGUCAGUGACGCCUUCAACCCAAUGACAGCAGACUUCACUGGCAUCUCAGCGGAGGAAGACCUGUAUGUGUCAGAUGCCUUUCAUGAGGCCAGGAUAGAGGUAACAGAGGACGGGACCAAGGCAGCUGCAGUAACAGCUAUGGUGCUACUCAAACGAUCCCGAGCUCCCGUCUUCAAAGCAGACAGACCUUUCUUCUUUCUCCUGCGACAAGUCAGCACAGGAUCUGUUCUAUUUAUGGGGCGCGUGGUGAAUCCAGCUGAACAGGCGCCCUAGGACCCCCUUGCCCCCCAUUCUAGGACCUCCUUACCCCCUCCACCAUUCUAGGACCCCCUUACCCGCACCACCACCCUAGGACUCCCUUACCCCCUCCACCAUUCUAGGACCCCCUUACCCCCUCCACCACCCUAGGACUCCCUUACCCCCUCCACCACCCUGGGACCCCCUUACCCCCUCCACCACCCUAGGACCCCCUUACCACCACCACCCUGGGACCCCUUUACCACCACCACCCUGGGACCCCCUCCACCACCCUAGGACCCCCUUACCCCCUCCACCACCCUGGGACCCCCUUACCACCACCACCCUGGGACCCCCUCCACC